This is a messenger RNA of Talpa occidentalis (Iberian mole), 3675 nucleotides long. It is a transcript of the gene SLC16A9, whose product is annotated as solute carrier family 16 member 9. NCBI's taxonomy places the organism in Eukaryota, Metazoa, Chordata, Mammalia, Eulipotyphla, Talpidae. Bases 103 to 1629 code for a protein of 508 amino acids. The record is from RefSeq and is a predicted model, not a curated record. Gene Ontology annotation, biological process: transmembrane transport; monocarboxylic acid transport. Gene Ontology annotation, molecular function: monocarboxylic acid transmembrane transporter activity. The transcript has 6 exons.
GGCCAGCCCGGGGCUCUGUGCCCUGUGCCGCGCCCCGGAGCCCAUCGCCGAGGCCGGCAACUCAGGAUCUACAGAGAAUCUUCUCCUUGACUUUACCUUACAAUGGAAUUUAAAAAGUCACCUGAUGGUGGAUGGGGCUGGGUGAUUGUACUGGUCUCCUUCUUUGUUCAGUUUUUGUGUUAUGGAUCUCCGUUAGCUGUUGGAGUCUUGUACAUAGAAUGGCUAGACGCCUUUGGAGAGGGAAAAGGAAAAACAGCCUGGGUCGGAUCACUGGCAAGUGGAGUCGGUUUGCUCGCAAGUCCUAUCUGUAGCCUCUGUGUCUCAUCUUUUGGAGCAAGACCUGUGACUAUCUUCAGUGGCUUCAUGGUGGCUGGAGGCCUGAUGUUGAGCAGUUUUGCCCCCAAUAUCUACUUUCUGUUUUUCUCCUAUGGAAUUGUUGUAGGUCUUGGAUGUGGUUUACUAUACACUGCCACAGUGACCAUUACAUGUGAGUAUUUUGAGAGCCGCCGAGGCCUUGCACUUGGCCUGAUUUCAACAGGUUCAAGCAUUGGACUUUUUAUAUAUGCUGCUUUGCAGAGGUUGCUGAUUGAGUUCUAUGGACUGGAUGGAUGCCUGCUGAUCGUGGGUGCUUUAGCUUUAAAUAUAUUAGCCUGCGGCAGUCUGAUGCGACCUCUCCAGGCCUCUGAUUGUCCUUUGCCUGAAAAAACAGUUCUGGAAAAUAUACCAGAUAGAUAUUCCAUUUACAAUGAAAAAGAGAAGAAUCUUGAAGAGAACAUAAGCAUUCUUGAGAAGAGAUGCAGUAGUGAGGAAACAUGUAAGAGCAGUUUAGCUAAUGACUGGAGACAAGAGAAUGUACUUCAUAAAAACCCUACUACGGCACACACUAAAGAGACUGAAACGUACAAAAAGAAAGUGGCAGAACAAACAUAUUUUUGCAAACAGCUUGCCAAGAGGAAGUGGCAGUUAUAUAAAAACUACUGUGGAGAAACUGUGGCUCUUUUUAAAAACAAAGUCUUCUCAGCCCUCUUCAUUGCUAUCUUUCUGUUUGACAUUGGAGGGUUUCCACCGUCACUGCUUAUGGAAGAUGUGGCCAGAAGUUCAAACGUGAAAGAAGAAGAGUUCAUUAUGCCUCUGAUCUCCAUCAUUGGCAUUAUGACAGCAGUUGGUAAACUCAUUUUGGGGAUAUUGGCUGACUUCAAGUGGAUUAAUACCUUAUAUCUUUAUGUGGCUACCUUAAUUAGCAUGGGCCUGGCCUUGUGUGCAAUUCCAUUUGCCAAAAGUUAUGUCACAUUGGCAAUACUUUCUGGGAUCCUAGGAUUUCUUACUGGUAAUUGGUCCAUCUUCCCAUAUGUGACCACAAAGACAGUGGGAAUCGAAAAAUUAGCCCAUGCUUAUGGGAUAUUAAUGUUCUUUGCUGGACUUGGAAAUAGCCUUGGACCACCAAUUGUUGGUUGGUUUUAUGACUGGACCCAGACCUAUGAGAUUGCAUUUUAUUUUAGUGGUUUCUGUGUCCUGCUGGGAGGUUUUAUUUUGCUGCUGGCAGCCUUGCCCCUCUGGAAUACAUGCAACAAGCAACUCCCCAAACCAGCGCCAACAAUCUUUUUGUACAAAGUAGCCUCAAAUGUUUAGAGAAACAUUGGAAGAUACAAGACUGUCUUCUCCUAGAAAGUUUCACUGUGGCUGACUCUGAAUGAAUUUUUUUAAACAUAUCCCAUUCUUUAUGUACUGUAUACAUGGUCUCUAUCUCCUGUAUUUUUUUUUUUUUUUGAGAAGUGGAACUAUCCUGUUUUACUGUUAUUCAUGAGUCCUUAACAUGGCAAAAGUGUUGGCCAGCCUCAGAAGCCUUUCUCUGUGUAAAAGAAAUAUUAUUUCUCUAUAGACUCCAUUAGUUCCAUUGCAAAACAACCAGAUAGGAUGCUGCUAUUUUAAAACUGAAGCAAGCCACAUGAGGAGAGAUGAGUGAAGGCCUCUGGGGACUAAAUCACUCUCUUUUCUCUGUUAGACUAGGACUCUAAGUAAAUAGAAGACUCUAAGCCAGUCGGGAAAUGAAACUGGUUACUAAAACAGCAUGAUGAAUUACAGUGGAGCAAACAGAUCAUUUUUGGAAAAUAUUUUAAAUUCCAGUCACCAGUUUUCAUUAUUCUAUUUUACUUACUUUGAUUAAGCACCCAUAUGUUGUUUGGUGCCACUGAGCAUGAAUAGUUUCAAUCCCUAAGGUGUUUUUUGAGAUGUAGGCAAUCUCCAAGCAGAGCAGCAGUUAUUGUCACCUGUCUCCAUGGUUAACCACCACUAUCACCUCAUUCACUUAUGUUUUCAGCAUCCACUGAGCUGACAUUUCCCAAGAAGUGCUGAUUCUACCUGUUUCCAAAUUGGAAAUGCAUAUUUAAACCAUUCCAUUCUGGCAAAUGGAAAUGUCCAUUUGCUUUGAGCACAGUGGUGAUGAAUUGCAAGUCCUUGCAUAGUUUCUCAAUGAAGCAUUUAUUUGUUACUAUCAUAUUUAACCACUAUCAAAUUUUAAUUCAAAGGCAGAAGUAAAAAUGUGUGUGUGCAUCUGCACAUGAAUGUGUGUAUUGUACUGAGUCUGGUGGAACAUGGGAAGAAAAAAGGGUAAUAGAAAUUGAAACCCUAAUCUAAAUUCACUCAAUCUUAAGAAAAACGUAGGAAGGAAAUCAUUGUUUAAUAAAUAGUCAUUUUUGGUGAGGAAAUUCUUUUUUAAACUUUGCAUCAGAAUCCCCUGUAUAGAUUCUUUUAAAAAGUAUAGUUGCCUAAGUACCACACUUAGAGAUUUUAAUUCUGUGUGUCUAGACUGUGAACCAAGCAUCUAUAUUUUUAAUGAACUCUGCAAGUGAUUCUGGUAACAAAGCCUGGAUUGAGAAUGGCUGUUGAAAGAUUGGCAGUAGAGAAAAAUUUAUUCUCCUAAAUAAAAAACAAAGCAACAAUAAAUUGCUGAACUAAGGGGUUUUUAUAAAUAUCCAGGUGUGGUUCUUACAUAGGAAGCACCUUUCCAUGGUGCCAAAAUUGUCUUUUCAUUUCUUUUGAAAUACAUAAGGUUAUAUUUUAUACUUCAAUUUUGCCUUUCUUCGAAGGCGCCUGAAGCACUUUAUAAGCAUGAAUCCCCAUAGCGCCUCAGUGAGGUAGGCGAAUAGUGCUUUUCUAUGCAGUAAAUCUGGAGAUGGGGAAUUUCUUAACUGAGUUAAUCCUACUCAAUAAUGCAAUAAUGGAGCCCCAAAGCACCUUGGACUUCUGCUCCCUACUCAGACUUCUGAAAAGUUUUCUGUACCUCAUUCUUUAGUCACUGUCAAGCUAUACGUGAUAUUAUAAGCAUAUGAAAUAAAAUGCGCUUUUGUGUUGUAAGUUUCCUUUUUGCCAAUAUUAAGUUCAGGAAUUCCAAUAACCUGAAAAGUUUAACAUUUAUGACAGCCCACAUUCAUCAGUGUUGAUAAUUGUCCAAAUGCUCUUCACAAUGUCUACUAACGUCAUCCAACGUGUGCACUAUAUCUGUUGUCUUGGGAAUGAAUUUUAAGUUACAAUAAAAUAUCUUUUGUUUGUUUUGCACCAGUUUGGUUGCUUUUUCUCUUCUUAGCCUUCAUCCUUCCCCCAAAUUACGAUGACCUGUUGCUUGAAUGUCAAAAUAUAAAUUACCCAAUGUUCACUGCAGACUCCAGAAUUUUGUGA